Messenger RNA from Gracilinanus agilis (Agile Gracile Mouse Opossum), 1744 nucleotides. It is a transcript of the gene ECSIT, whose product is annotated as ECSIT signaling integrator. Gene Ontology annotation, cellular component: mitochondrion. The transcript is spliced from 8 exons. Lineage: Eukaryota; Metazoa; Chordata; Mammalia; Didelphimorphia; Didelphidae. The coding region runs from base 178 to 1509 and encodes 443 amino acids. The record is from RefSeq and is a predicted model, not a curated record.
UGCCGAUGAGUAGAACUGGAGACAGCUUCGAAUCGCCUUGACUGGAGGCGAAAUUGCCGUCGCGCGGCUCGGGAACCAACCCAAACUGCGACCUGGGUCCGUGCCUAGCCUUCAAGCCCGCUCUGCCGCAGGAAGGCAUCUGGUUGCCACUGGUUACUGCCUAAGGCAGACAGCAGGAUGAACUGCAUACGGAGGACUAUACUAGCCUUGGAUUACUCAGUGGGUCGCCAUUUCUUUUCCAGAGCUGCUUCAGGGCAAAGUCUUUGGCAGCCUGAAAGAAGAUGCCUUUUACAGAGCUUCUCCCAGUCCCUGAGGAACUUCCACAGCAGUACAGCAAGACAGACCUCAGACUCAGAGCCACUCCCUAUGGUGAAGCCCCCUGAAAUGCCCACUAAGACCAUGGAGCCAUAUGAGGAUUUCUUUGAACAAGCAUCUGGUGGACAGAGAGAUAAGUCAGGAUUCUCAAAGGCAGUCAAGACCUUUACCCAGCGAGACAUUCGAAAACGGGGUCAUGUUGAUUUCAUCUACUUGGCCCUGCGAAAGAUGCCAGAGUAUGGGGUUGAACGUGAUCUAGAUAUCUAUAACCUCCUGCUGGACAUCUUCCCCAAGGAGGUCUUUGUACCUCGAAACAUGCUGCAACAAAUCUUCAACCAUUACCCCCGUCAGCAGGAAUGUGGUGUGCAGGUUCUAGAGCAGAUGGAAAACUUUGGGGUUAUACCAAACAAGGAAACGGAGUUUCUGCUGAUACAAAUUUUUGGGCGCAAGAGUCAUCCUAUGCUCAAGUAUUUACGCCUGAUGUACUGGUUGCCCCGCUUCAAGAACAUCAAUCCCUUCCCAGUGCCCAGACCCCUACCCAAGGACCCUGUUGACCUAGCCCGGCAUGGUCUGGAGCGUAUUGCAGCUGACUUGAGUGCCAGAGUCACAGUUUACCAGGUGCCUGAACCAGAAGAUCUUGAAGCUGACCCACCACAGCCUCACAUUGUGGGGAUCCAGAGCCCUGACCAGCAGGCUGCAUUGGCUCAACACAACCCUGCUAGGCCUGUCUUUGUUGAGGGUCCCUUCCCACUGUGGCUUCGAGACCAGUGUCUCUACUACCAUGUGCUUCGGGCUGACCUGCUGCCUCCUGAAGAGAGAGAAGACAAGGAGAUUGGGCAAGAGAGGAACUUCUAUUACCCAAUGCACCUGGAUUUGGAUUUGGAUCGAGGACCUUGGGAUGACUAUGAGUUUGAUAUAGAUAAAGUGGAAGAAGGCCCGGUAUUCGCCAUGUGUAUGGCUGGAACCCACGAUCAGGCCACACUUGCCAAGUGGAUUCAGUGCUUGCAGAUCACGAACCCAGCAUUGGCACAUAUCCCAGUGGUCUUCCGCUUGGGAGCAAUAAGGGGAGAACUCCAACUUGCUGAGCAUCAGGAACAUCAAGGCCAGCAGAAUGAGCAACAAGGGGAGCAGGUGUCUCCAAAGGAAAUGGAAGAACCAUCCCUAACCCAGAUUCGACACCAAGCUCAGAACUGAGCCUUUACCUGAGUUGUAUAAGACUGAGUGUUCAUUGCUCUCUGUUAGGUGUGGCUUUGGCUUAUUGAAAAGUGGAGGCUGGAUUUGAAGGUGCAUACCUUGAAGGGGAAUGGAAUUCUGAUGCUUUUGGUUUUAUCUUCAAACCAGGGGAACAUUAUGAUGUUGAAGUUAACCCUGCUUGGCUACUUUCCUUCUUGAGGGGGUAUAGCAAUUAAAGUAUGAUCCUUAGAUACUC